AGCCACAGGCUCUGAGGGCUCUGAGGGCGGAACUCAUGGCUGGGGCGACGACUGAGGAGGUGGCGGCUGAGGCCAAGGCGCCGGAGCCGGAGCCGAAGCCGGAGGAGCCACAGGAGGCACCGACAGAGCGUGUGGAACUGCCGCCAGGGGUGCAAGCCUUUACAGUCAAAGUGCCGGAGGAUGGACAGCCGGGUUCGAUUGUGUACUUCACUGCGAACGGCCAGAACCUGCAAGCGCAGGUGCCAGAGGGCAAGGGCCCUGGGGAGGAGUUUUCGGUGCUCGUCCAAGCGCCGCCCAUGCAUCCCACGCAGGCGCGAGUGAAGGUGCCGGAGGGCGUGAAGCCUGGUGAGAAGAUCAUCUUCCCGGGGCCUUUCGGCCUCAACCUGGAGGCGAUCGUCCCCGAAGGCAAAGAACCAGGGGACGAGUUCCACGUGGCCCUGCCUCCGCCACCGUCAAACAGCUUCAUCCUCACUGUGCCAGAGGACAAGAAGGAAGGCGAGGAGGUCUUUUUCAAUGCCAACGGCCAGAACAUGCGGGCCAUCAUUCCAGAAGGCAAGAAGCCUGGGGACACUUUUGAGGUCCAUCUGGGGCCGAGCCAAGUGAUGGUCACGGUGCCGGAAGGCAAAGACGCGGGCGAGGAGGUGGAAUUCCAUGGGCCUGGGGGUGCCCUUCUGAAGGCCACAGUCCCGAAGGGUCUCAAGCCCGGCGAGCAGUUUGCAGUCAGCCUGGUGAACGAUCCGGCCCUCAAAGCAGGGCUUCCGGCCCUUUGCACCGCCUGCUCACAUGGCGACCUCCAGGCAGCGCAGAAGCUGGUGCAGCAAUCGAGCCUUGACAUCAACAGUACCUUCGAUCAAGGCUUCACGCCGUUGUUCUACGCAGCCACGAGCGGCGCCUUUGAAGUGUGCAAGUGGCUGCUGGAGGAGCGGGCCAACGUCAACGCCUCGAAUGACACCAAGAGAACACCACUGCACUGGGCAGCCCGCAACGGCCAUGCCAAGGUGGUGGAGAUUUUGCUCGAGGCGAGAGCUGAGAUGAACGGUCCAGAUGGAACUGGCAGGACACCUCUGGCGCUGGCCCUAGGCUACCAGCAGGAGGAGGCGGUGGAGAUUCUGCGCAAAGCGGGCGCCGAGGAGCAAGCCAAAUGAUGCCACGCGAUGACGCUGGCGUCGGUGGCCAAGAACAGAUUUCUUAUGCCUGCUGGAGAUACCGUGUCGCUCGGCCGACAAGCUCGGCGAAAAUUCAAGAUGUAAAGGCUCGACUUUGUCCUGGCGACAUUUAGGAAGCUUAGGCACGGGUGUGUCUUUCUUCGAGGGUACCCUUU
Messenger RNA from Effrenium voratum, 1321 nucleotides. The record is from the annotation of a GenBank genome assembly. Lineage: Eukaryota; Dinophyceae; Suessiales; Symbiodiniaceae.